CUUUCARUUCCUUGUUUCCACUGUUUUGUAUACAUUUUGCCGUGAUCAGUUCAUUAAGUCAAGCUUGUUUUCGCUGCCUCUGGUCUCUGUUUGCUGCUGCUAUUUUAAGAUUUUAAUAUUUAUUUUGUAGCUAUUAAUGAAAAUAAUGCUUGGCCUCUUUAAUCUGCUCUAAUUAAAGGACACAAACUCCAGAGAUGACGUUUCAGCUGGCCACUACAGUCCUCCUUCUUCUCCUCCUCCUGUCUGCUCCCAUGUUGGCCAAAGUGGUGAGGUCCAUGUCCGAGUGCGACCAGUUUCUUCUCCACGGAACUCCUCCACAUGUCCCGGGCAUCCUGGAGGGCGGGAGGAUUCUGAACCAGAACCGCUACAAACCCAUCUGCCAGACUUUAAUGAACAAGGCUAAGUUCGUCACGCUCUACGACGUCAGCAACAGGAUUCCAGUGUUUUCUGCCUUCAAAUAUGUUGAAGAGAAGGACAGGAAGAGACCAAGAACUACAUGGAGAAUAGAGCCACAGCUCGAGAACAGAAACGCCAGCAAGAACAUGACCCCCCAAGAGAAAAACAAGACCUACAACCAUCAGGCUGUGACCAGUGAUUACAGAUCCAAUGGGAAGUUCGACAGGGGUCACAUUUUUGCAAGUUCAUACGCAUCAACAAGCGAAGACAAGCGGUCUACCUUCACCCUGACCAACAUCGUCCCACAAGCAGAGUCCUUCAACAAAGGAAGCUGGAACAGGAUGGAGCGGUGCACCAAGUGUGUGAUGCAGAAACACUGCAUCAACCGCAACGGUGUUACCGAAGGCUUCGGGGUGACAGGAGCCCAGCCGAGCUUCAACGAGACCCUCAACAACCGGAUCAACGUUCCCACCUUGCUCUGGUCGGCAUUCUGCUGCUACAGCGCCAACACGAAUGCAUGGAUAGCAAGCGCGCACUGGGGCGACAACGUCCCAGAGAAGUCUAAAACCAAACAUCUGGAGACCAAGACUCUGGAGGAAUUCCACCACAGACUAGGGACAGCAGACUCAGAAUUCCAUGUCUUCCCCGGGACCAAAUGUCCUCUCAACACCACCGUCACCAAAUUUUACCCAGAAAUCCAAAACUGUGACUGCCCGCCGUUUAUUCCAACCAUUCCCACUCUUUCACAGUCAACACCUGACUCCGUCACAUCAACAUCUGUCUCCGUCACAUCAACAUUUGACUCCGUCACAUCAACAUUUGACUCCGUCACAUCAACAUCUGACUCCGUCACAUCAACAUCUGACUCCGUCACAUCAACAUUUGACUCAGUCACAUCAACAUUUGACUCCGUCACGUCAACACCUGACUCCGUCACGUCAACACCUGUCUCCGUCACAUCAACACCUGUCUCCGUCACAUCAACACCUGACUCCGUCACAUCAACAUUUGACUCCGUCAAAUCAACAUCUGACUCCGUCACGUCAACACCUGACUCCGUCACGUCAACAUCUGACUCCGUCACGUCAACAUCUGACUCCGUCACGUCAACAUCUGACUCCGUCACGUCAACACCUGUCUCCGUCACGUCAACACCUGUCUCCGUCACGUCAACACCUGUCUCCGUCACAUCAACACCCGUCUCCGUCACAUCAACACCUGACUCAGUCAAAUCAACAUCUGGCUCCGUCAAAUCAACGUCUGACUCCGUCACAUCAACGUCUGACUCCGUCACAUCAACGUCUGACUCCGUCACAUCAACGUCUGACUCCGUCACAUCAACGCCUGACUCCGUCACAUCAACACCUGACUCUGUCACAUCAACACCUGACUCAGUCACAUCAACAUCUGACUCCGUCACAUCAACAUCUGACUCCGUCACAUCAACAUCUGACUCCGUCACAUCAACAUCUGACUCCGUCACAUCAACAUCUGACUCCGUCACAUCAACACCUGACUCCGUCACAUCAACACCUGACUCCAUCAAAACAACACCUGUCUCUGUCACAUCAACACCUGACUCCAUCACAUCAACACCUGACUCCGUCACAUCAACACCUGACUCCGUCACAUCAACACCUGACUCCGUCACAUCAACAUCUGACUCUGUCACAUCAACACCUGACUCUGUCACAUCAACACCUGACUCCGUCACAUCAACAUAUGUCUCCGUCACAUCAACAUCUGACUCCGUCACAUCAACAUCUGACUCCGUCACAUCAACACCUGUCUCCGUCAAAUCAACACCUGACUCCGUCACAUCAACAUCUGUCUCCGUCACAUCAACAUCUGACUCUGUCACAUCAACACCUGACUCUGUCACAUCAACACCUGACUCCGUCACAUCAACAUAUGAGGUGAAGUCAGCGGUGGAAGAUCAUUUCUGGAGUUCGUUCUCCAGACAGCUCUCCAUGCAAACUGGACAUCAGGCGGUCUGCCUGAUAAACUCGACUGGUCCCUUGGUCAGAAAAGGAGGUCGCUCUCUGGUGACUCGUAGUCUGGUCCUUCUCAGGUGGCUGCAAGACUCUUAA
Messenger RNA from Austrofundulus limnaeus, 2486 nucleotides. RefSeq names its product serine-rich adhesin for platelets. Gene Ontology annotation, molecular function: nucleic acid binding; hydrolase activity; metal ion binding. The record is from RefSeq and is a predicted model, not a curated record. The coding region runs from base 195 to 2486 and encodes 763 amino acids. Lineage: Eukaryota; Metazoa; Chordata; Actinopteri; Cyprinodontiformes; Rivulidae. The transcript has 3 exons.